Sipha flava (yellow sugarcane aphid) is the source of this 1568-nucleotide messenger RNA. Its product is annotated as serine protease inhibitor 77Ba-like. Gene Ontology annotation, molecular function: serine-type endopeptidase inhibitor activity. The transcript has 7 exons. The record is from RefSeq and is a predicted model, not a curated record. Bases 119 to 1321 code for a protein of 400 amino acids. NCBI's taxonomy places the organism in Eukaryota, Metazoa, Arthropoda, Insecta, Hemiptera, Aphididae.
CGAGUCGCAGAAGUGCGAAAACAGACGGACGAUCACAGCAGCAACAGAAAUAGCAGCAAUAAUAAUAACACCAUUGUAAUCGUUAGUGUUUAUAAUCACCGUAAAUCGUACCGUUAACAUGUUCGCCGUCCGAGUUCCGUUGGCCGUCGUUGGUCUGUGCAGCCUGCUGACCACCGUCGUCGUGUCCGAUCAACAGCAGACGUACAUAGCGGACGCCACAAAAACGUUGACCAAAGCUCUGAUAAAGGCGACAGCCGAAGACGGUUUCAAUUACGUGGCGUCUCCGUUCACUAGCUCGGUAAUUUUGGCGCUGGCGGCUGAAGGAGCCGAAGCGGAAACAAAGAACGAACUGAUUGAGAUAUUGGGCGGAAAUUUACCAGACAAGAAUACCUACAAGGAGAUACUUACGUCUAUUAAGAGCUAUUCUUCAGACGGUAACUUCCAGAACAAAUUGGUGCUGAAGAAUUUUCUGUACGUAUAUAAGAACUACAGCGUACUAGAAUCGUUUGCCGAUCUUGCCCGCGAGUAUUACUUGACCGAAGUGAGGAGCGUGAACAGACCGGACUUGGAAAUAAUACGCACAGCCAACAACGACCCAAAUACUCCAAUAGAUGACGAUGUUACCGCGUUCAAAGAACACGCCAUGCUGAUCUUCAACGGUUUUUCAUUGGAUUUGAGUUGGCCGUCUAGUACUUGGCACAAGACGUCCGUAUCUUGGAACGGAAACGUGAUCCGGGCGUUUGGCGCUGCUGGAAAUUUCGCCAUAGGGCAAAUAUCAUCCCUCGAUUCCACAGUAUUCAAAUUACCCUACAAGAAUACUGACUACGCGCUUCUGGUGAUUUUGCCGAAAAACAAUGCUAACCUGGGUGAAGUGCUGAAAAAUCUUCCGAAAAUUGGGAUCAAAAAUAUGAUCGAAACGAUGUCGAUCAAACCCGGUUUUGUGACGAUGCCGUGUUUCCAGAUCAGGAAUAUUACUGAUUUGAAAACAGUGCUGCAAGAACACACCACCGUGAAAUCCGUGUUCACCGAAUCCGCGGACUUGUCGAAAAUGUCCGAGGACAAAUUGUACCUAGACGGUGUGGUCCAACAGGCAGGCGUCCGGGUGUGCGUCGGUGGUUCUUCGUCGAACUCGCUGACCAGUUCAGCGUUCACGUCGCAACGUGUCAUCAAGGAGUCGGUGGUCGUCGACCGGCCGUUCGCGUAUGCGCUUUACAACACGGUCAACGGCAUAAUGUACGUGAUCGGCAAGGUGGAGCAACCCGUGUGGGACGAAGAGGACAUCGUAGGCGAAGACUCGAGCAUCGAGACGAUAAAGAUGUAGGCACGACAGGAUCUACAGGAUACGAGUAUUGAUACGAUCGGUUUUAGGAUGACGUUUACCAUUUAAUUGGCAGUAUAGUAUUAAAUACAUUAUAGCUGCUGUAUUUGUACGACGUUUAAGAUCGAUGCUAUUACUAUAACACAAUACGUGCAUCGGUUUUAUUCCACGUUGUUUGAUACGAUUUAUUUAUAUCAUUAAUUUAUAUUUAUUUAACGCACCAUAAUUUAUUUUUUUAACAAUAAUUGUA